Messenger RNA from Scomber japonicus (chub mackerel), 482 nucleotides. Its product is annotated as insulin-like. The transcript has 2 exons. Lineage: Eukaryota; Metazoa; Chordata; Actinopteri; Scombriformes; Scombridae. Gene Ontology annotation, molecular function: hormone activity. Gene Ontology annotation, cellular component: extracellular region. The coding region runs from base 1 to 345 and encodes 114 amino acids. The record is from RefSeq and is a predicted model, not a curated record.
AUGGCAGCACUGUGGCUCCAUUCUGUCUCUCUGCUGGUCCUACUGGUCAUGUUGUGCCCGGGCAAAGCCAUUUCAUCACAGCACCUGUGUGGCUCUCACCUGGUCGAGGCCCUAAACUUGGUCUGUGGGGAGAGAGGCUUUUUCUACAAUCCCAGGAGAGACGUCGACCCUGUGCUGCGUUUCCUACCUCAAAAGGCAGGUGGAGCAGCACCAGCAGGAGGUGACAACGAGGUUGCUGAGUUUGCCUUUAAGGACCAGAUGGAGAUGAUGGUGAAGCGAGGCAUCGUGGAGCAGUGCUGUCACAGGCCCUGCAGCAUCUUUGAGCUGGAGAACUACUGCAACUGAACAGCUAGCCUGUACCCCAGCGAUUUGUUUCCCUAGCCUAGCUUAGCAUAGCUUUGCUUCUUGGCUAACUUAGCUUGCAACCUCUAUUACUUCCCGCAAUUACCAGGAGACCAGCAGUGUUAUUGUCUCUCUGUAAA